AUGUCCUCGGUUGUCGAUCCAUUGCUGUCUACCGUAACUUUGGAUUUAUUGCGUCCUAAAGAGACUUUAGGAAAUCCUGAAGAUCAUUUUAGAAAGGUGAGACAAAACUUAUAAACUACCCGGGGAGUUGAACGAAUAAGCCUUGCGUGAUUUGUUUGUAGCAGCUCGCAGUAUGUUACGAGCCAGAAUAGAGUACUGUAGUAAAUUUCAAAUUUGUGUAUCGUGUUGUUGAACGCUGGUCAAAGCAACCAAGUUUUCUUCUUUUUUUCAGCUAUGGUUCGACAUUGACUGCUUAAAUUUUUCACAGUUUGGUGGGAAAGUGGAUAUAUUUGACGAAGUUAGUGCUUUUGACUCGGAAAGCUCGCUGGAUUCUGACUAUGAGCUGAAUUACAAUGAGAAAUACUUCUGUCAGGAAGAUCUUAUCGAAAGCAAGCUUAAAGACACCGCUUUACUGUUUGAAUUGCCAUACCAACAGGAGGGGAUUACUCUGGAACUGCGUGCUAGCAGUCCAGAUAAUCUAUCGAGUUCUACGAGUGAGCGAUCGUCGAUAUCCUCCGACAUUGAAAUUCAAAUAGAUACCGACUCGCUCACGUGCUCAGACGUGGAAAUGAAGGCUGUUAGCGAGCUGGAAUCUCCACCGCCGGUCAAACAGACCUCAGAAGGAACACAAACUGAAGAUAGCGACAGCUUUGCUGAAUCCAUGAACUCUGAGCCAUUGACUAAAUUGGCCAAAGCUAAACUUGUCAUAGAAGGUUCCCCUAACAACUCGACCAGCUCUUCAAAGGCAAAUUCUAAUUCAUUAAAAGGAACCAACACUCUAAAUGUAAAUGAUGUGAAAGAUGCAUCCGAAACUGCUACCGUGCAGCUUCCAAAAGGAAAGAAAACAUUGGCAAGGACACAUAAAUGUACAUUUGAGGGCUGUAACAAGUCUUACACAAAAAGUUCGCAUCUUAAAGCGCAUCAGCGAACCCACACUGGUGAAAAGCCAUACCAGUGUAAUUGGAAGGACUGCGGAUGGCGGUUUGCUAGAUCAGAUGAACUUACGAGGCAUUAUCGUAAGCAUACUGGCAUAAAGCCGUUUAAAUGCACUACUUGUGACCGUAGUUUUUCUCGCUCUGAUCAUCUAUCCCUGCAUAUGAAGAGACAUUAUUAAUACAAUGCUGUGGAAUGAUUGUACAGACAAGUACCUCAAAUAGAUUCGAGUCUUCAAUAAUGGAGCUGCAACCUACAAACAUGGUACGAAAGUGACAAUGUAUAUGAAGGUAUCAUUUUUGCAAUUUUAUCGGUAUUGACGAGUUCCCAAGAAGAGACACUGCAAAAUGUGGAUUCCAAGAAUGUUUCAAUAACAAUUGAAAAGUAAAUAAAAACAAGAGAAAAAUAUUAUUAUUAAAGUGUAAAACACCAUCUCGUUUCUGUGUACAUUACAUCGAGGAAACUUAAAUAAAUGCAAAGCAUUUAGGCG
This is a messenger RNA of Porites lobata, 1462 nucleotides long. The record is from the annotation of a GenBank genome assembly. NCBI's taxonomy places the organism in Eukaryota, Metazoa, Cnidaria, Anthozoa, Scleractinia, Poritidae.